This is a messenger RNA of Lymnaea stagnalis (great pond snail), 11068 nucleotides long. The record is from the annotation of a GenBank genome assembly. Lineage: Eukaryota; Metazoa; Mollusca; Gastropoda; Lymnaeidae.
GAGGGUGCAUCACAGGUCAUAGGCGGACCUAAACAGAUGGGUUUUAAGGGACUUUUUGAAAGUGGACAAGGUUUCACAAUGACGGAUGUGGAAGGGAAGCUGGUUCCAGAACGUGGGCGCAUGGAUGUAGAAGGAGCGUUCACCCAUGGUCUUAGUUUUGGUUCUUGGGAUUGAGAGGGUUCUUUUGUCAAUUGAAGAGCGUAGAAUUAAGGGCCCACGAUCAAUUUAUUAAUCAUUUUGCCUCCUAUGCAUGUAGAGAGGAUUUGCAAUGUUUCUGUGCCUGGUGGUGAUGAGGAUAUUUUAAUUAUUACAAGUGCUACUUUGUGAAGGAAUCAUGCAAUUAUGGUAAUUGGGUUUGUAAGACAAAGUUUGGUAUUAAAUGAAAGGGAAAGAUAAUUGAAUGUCAGAAUGGACUAAAAUAAUAUUGUAAACUGACCUCUUACUCUUAGUCUUGUGUAUUAAGUUUAUUAAGUUUAAAACUAAAACUAGUAAUUUAUUAAUUAUAUAAACUACCUCAUCACAAAUGAUAUCAGAAUAGUAUAUAGCAUUUAGUCUAAAACUAAAGGGACCCAGGUUCGAAUAGCCUCUACAACAACAUUACAUCCUUAGUUAUUACUGUACUGUACCGAACUGAACCUGAACUUUAGCUGUUACUUAACCAAACCAAAACUUAAGCUGAACAAACUAAACCCCACUUAAGUUUAAGUUAAAGUUGUUAACGAACCAUACCGAAGUUGGACUUCUUAAAGUAGAGGGUUUAAUUCCUAUGCCUGGGACGAGCCUUAAUUAUAUUACUUUUGCAUUGAGUUUGAGAGAGGGGGUGGGGGUUGGUGUUGAUUUAGUUAGGAACAAAUGUGUGUGCUUAGGAGAUGGUUGGGGGGGGGGUGUCUAAAUAUUAAUCUAUAAAAUAACACAGCCUCACAGCUGAUGAUAAUCACUCAUAUUGCUGCUUUGUGUUUUCACAAUGAAUUGCUAGAUAUGGCAGCAGUAAUAUUAAUAUUAGUGUAGUCAUAGAGUCAUAUUGUUGCUUUGUGUUUUCACAAUGAAUUGCUAGAUAUGGCAACAGUAAUAUUAAUGUAGUGGCCCAAGUGACAACUUUAGUCAACAUUAAUGUUUUUUGCUACAGUUCUGUAUGAUGUAAAUGUGACAUAAUUUUUUAAUUCUUUGGCCAGUAAAGAGAACCUUAUUUUCAACAAGCAUUCCUAUUAAAUGUAGAUUGAUGGAAAAUUUUAUUCAGGUAAAUGCACAAGUGUAUCACUGCAGUCCUAUCCCCAUAUUUCCCCACUUCCGCUUGGAGUGACUUCCAUGAGUGUCCCCGAGUUCCACUCCCGCACUCCACCUUCAUCUAUCAAAGUGGAAUGACGGGCACCCUUUUUAUUUAAAAAUAAAGAACUGUAUAUAAAUGUAUAAACUUCAGGAGAUGACCUUUCUCAGACAUCAUCAGACAUGCAAUUGAUUACUUAUUGUUGACAUCAUACUGUAUGUUUAUUUAUUUACUUUUAGGAUACUGCAUUGUAUGUUUUUCAGAUGGUUAAAUACUAUUCUAAAACAAUAUUCGACUAUUUAUACUGCUGUUUGUUAAAUUGAUAAUGGGACAUGAUCAUUUUUAAACAAAACAGCUCGUUAUGAUUAUUUGCAUUUUAAAAAGUUAGAAGCUAUUACUGAAAUGUCAUUUUAUUAAAGAGGUUACAUUUAAAUAAACUAAUUUGCAUAUCUGACUUUAAUUGUUCACACAAAUUAUAAAGUAACAGUAAGAACUUUAUAAUGGUGAGGAGCACAGAAUGUAGUCAUUGCGAUCAGCGGGAUAGGGAGAAAUUGUUAACGUCUUUAUCACUGGAAGGGGUGUGUUAAAGAAAACGGACCAAGCUAAAAAUGCUAAAUAAAAUAAUAAAUGUAUUUUUUUCAAUAAUUUCAUUUAAUAAAAUAUUUAACUCAAUGCGCUCUUUUGAAGCGAUAGCAUCAAAAUUAUGGAACAGUUUGCCUCAAUCUUUGAGCAGAAUUGAAAUUGAUAAAAGAUCAUUUAAGAAAAAUUUAAAAACUUUUCUGUUUAAAUAGAUUUAAGUAAACCAGAGCGCAGUGAGCAUGCUACAGUAGCAUGGAUAUCAGCGAUAUAUAAAUCACGUUACAAUCACACUUCCUCCAGCAACCCAUCCAUCUUUCACAAACUGAAACACUUUCUUAGACUCACCUCCCCCAGGAGUGUGACAAAACUUAUGGACAGACUCAUACCUUAACAGAAAUCAGCAAUAAACCUUUCAAAACAUCAAAUCCAUUCCACUUUGCAUCAUAAUUUCUUUUCGGAACAUAUUAAAUAGCCAAUAAUUACAUCAAUCCCAUCAUAGACUCAAUUUUUUUUUUUUUUUUGAAAUAUCUUUAGUACACAGCUCACAAAUUGUAUAUCUUCUCAAUCCCCAUUCCCUCAGUCGUUUGAGACCCUAGAUGAUGCAAUCCCGUUCAUCUGUGGGUCUAUUGAGUGCAGAGUUUUUUUUCAAGGGCACUUUUGUUGGGGCUGAUUUGAAGGGGCAGAAUUGUUACUGCCAGCAUUGUCAGGUCUGAUUUGUUACAGGCUGUUUUGACACCAACUGGUUUCUGAGGUUGAGGUGUUCUAAUUAGGAUAAACACCAACUUCUAAGUCACAGCAACAUAGGUCUAAACACCCUAGGUGUAACUAAUAAAUAUAACUCACUUUGAAUUCAUCCCUGUUAUUAUGCUUAGGCCAUUUGGGGAGAAUCAAUCUUUGUUCAUUGUUGCAAAAUAUGCUGAAGGUACAUCACAUUCUAAAAUCAGCCUUAGCCAUACUUUAUGGACACUAUUUAAAAAAAAAAAUAAUUUUUAAAUAUUACAGUUACUUAGAGCAAAUUUCAAAUUUAAAAAAUUAAAAAAAUGAAGCCAGAAUCAACUUUUUAACUUAAGUUCUUUUUGAGCUACGAAUUUUUACAGUGCGAGUUCAUUUGGUAUUUUCUACUAUGGACAAAGCCUCCACAUUUUGUGACCUCAUUCUGCUGAUCGUGUCUUGCGCAAUGACUAUAUUGUUUAUAUAUGUCUACACAUCCCCUUAUUACCAAAAUCCAAUUUAGGAACUACUUAUUUUGAACUUUCAACUUUGGAACAUGGCUAUUUAAUCAAAGCUUUCUCUGAUCAAUGGUUGAAUAGCUUUUGCACAUGGCAAACUCUUAUGAAUUAAACUCUGAUGUUGUAUCACAGCAUAGCCAUUAUGCAAGUGACCGUGAAUGGCUGCCCAUGACAACGUUUUGCACACGGAAAAUUAUAAUCAUUUAUAAUACGGACUCUGCCAAGUUUUUAAACCUCUAUUUAAAUAAAUAAUUAUUUUCAUUAUGAAAAACUGGUUUAUUUGUUGUUUGCUAUUUCUUCUUGCGGAGUUCAAAAGCCGACGAUUGGUCAUGGGGAUCUAGGUUAAGUGGCAAAUUUGGCUGAUUUUGUGCUCGAUACAUCAGGGUUCCGUGAUAUAAAAGAAUCAACAUAACCUAUGAGAAAAUGAGAAUUAGACGGUUCCACUUCAAAAAUGUCGACGUAACCCAGGUCGAGAUAAGCGGGUUCGACUGUAUUACAUUAUAAGCUCAUGACCUUAAGAAUCUUUGAAUCAAACAUUUGUAUUGUUCAAAUUUAUCAAAGAUUACACUAUAAAGCAAAAUUGCUGAGUAAACAUAUUUGCUAGUUUUUUUUUUGUCCACUAUCAAAUAUUGAAACUAAAUUAUGAUAACUGUAUCUAAGAUGACAGUCUUGAAGUUAAUUGAAGAUCUUUCUGAUUCAUUUUUUAAAAAAUAAUAAAGAAAAAGCAGACCUGUUUACUCUUACGAUCUUGGCGUACAAUGUAAAAUUUUGAGGUGAAUACAUUAUAUAUACACUGAAUGUUUCUUUUUUUACUUUUGUGUGGGUUCCUAUGUUCCAACAUACAUGUGAUUUCAAACCUUCUAAACUUAAAUAUACUUUUCAUUCCCAGUAUCUUCCAGCCAAGUGAAUGUUGCAUACAAAAGUACCCAUGUCAUUAACUACAAGCGCACACGUGCAGAGAUCGGCCAAGCGUUAAGAAAGAAACCCAAUUACCUGCACUACGACCUUGUGGAUAAACACAGGAGCUCUCCUCUGCAGAAGGGGACAGAUAAUAUAACCGUGGAGACUGAUGUGAAGGCUCCGAGAGACUACAGGUAAAGAAUGAGUUCAUUUGAGUUCAAAGCCCCCCAUCACAAUUAGCACAUUAAACCGGUGACGCUGUGGUAACUGCAGGAUGCCUGCACCAAAACCAAGACAGCCAACUAUACUAGUACAUGGAAAGAUUAAAAAUUUCUGGCUUUAAAAAAGCUGACUUGCAAAGACCAGUGAGACCCAUGCAGUUUGUAUGGACCGCUGCCUUCAUACAAGUCUUUUAAGCCAUAGAGAGUUGGGAAUUGGCAUAACACGAUACAAAUGUACCCUCCGCAUGUCAAGUAAUGAAAUAACUGCCGUCAAACAUGUCAAGAUUUCCAACUGCAGUUAGUGGUCUCGAUCAACAUUUGGUCUAACUCAUUAACUCUUGCAUUAAAUAUUGAUAUACGACUAUUUUAAUAUUAGGCUUGAACUUAAGAAUACAUUUUUACAUCAUUUUGGUGUGUGCUAUGCUUGAAGAGAUUCUGCUAAACCUGCACAUUGUUUCCACUACAACCUGAAAUUGUUUACACUACAAUCUGAAAUUGUUUCCACUACAACCUGAAAUCGUUUACACUACAAUCUGAAAUUGUUUCCACUACAACCUGAAAUUGUUUCUACUACAACCUGAAAUUGUUUCUACUACAAUCUGAAAUUGUUUCUGCUACAACCUGAAAUUGUUUCUACAACAACCUGAAAUUGUUUCUACUACAAUCUGAAAUUGUUUCUACUACAAUCUGAAAUUGUUUCUACUACAACCUGAAAUUGUUUCUACUGCAAUCUGAAAUUGUUUGUACUACAAUCUGAAAUUGUUUCUAUUGAACCAGAGAAAAAAUUCAUUAACGUGAUAUAAUUCAAAGUUUUAAUGAUGUACUGAAAACAUUUGAUCUGUCCAGUUUAUCACCAUCCUUUUCCAUUCAUUCUUUCAUUUACUCGUGUAACUUAAUUUUAAUCUUUGAUCAAAUUUAUUAUUCUGAUAUAUUUUUCAGUAUAGUAUUUACACCGUUUCAUUUUCUUGGUAAUAUGGGCUAAACAUCCAUUGAUCAUAUUUCUAAUCUAGGUUCAUAAUGCCAGAAUUUAUGCCCAGACCUCACUUUGAGUACAGAGAUCGUGUGCUGGAAAAACUUGAGCGGAGAGAUAUGCUGAGGAGGAGAACUGUGAUCAAUAUCCCAGAGUUUUACGUUGGUGUGUUUAGUUCGGCAUGUUUUAAAGUUUUUGUGGUUUGCUUGGACGUGUUAGUUUGGUCUUUAUCCAUUAGGAUAACAUCCUUGAAAAAAUAGUUAUAAAUAUAUUUGUUUUCUUUUAAAUUGGAAUUGUCUGUAUUGUUAUUGUCUUUAUUGUUAUUGUCUUUAUUUUUAUUGUCUGUAUUGUUAUUGUCUUUAUUUAUUGUUAUUGUCUGUAUUGUUAUUGUCUUUAUUUAUUGUUAUUGUCUGUAUUGUUAUCGACUUUAUUGUAAUUGUCUCUAUUAUUAUUGUCUCUAUUGCUAUUGUCGGUAUAUCUAUUCUCUGUAUUGUUAUUUUUAUUCAAAUUAACAAUCAAACAAGUGAAAGAACUUUGUGUUUAUUUCCCCAGGUAGCAUCAUGGCAGUGACCGUUUCUGAUCCUUUUGCACCGAACAAGAAGAACAGAUUUCUCGGCAUUUGUAUAGAUCGAGGCGGCCAUGGACUGAAGGCUUAUUUCGUGCUCAGAAACGUCGUGGACGGCUUAGGUACAUUUAUUUAAUCAUCACGAUUAUCAGGCAAUUGUUACAUUUUAUUUUUUAAAGUUCGCUCAUUCUUUGAGUUUGAGGGAAAUCUUGUUGGGAAAACUUAGAGUCAGUAACUUUGGUUGCUAUUUGAAAUACCUUUAGAGGGUUAUGUUUGGUGAUGGUAUUCUAUGUUUCAAUGACAUGAUUGUUGAGAAUUUGUGGUAGUGCUAUAGCACAAUUUACUACCAUAGCUAUCAGUAACAUUUGAUAGUGGUAGUGUGAUGUCACAUGUUUGAUGGUUGACAGUUUGAGACACAACCAAGGUACUAGUGGCUUUGUUAUUGGUCCAGGGUUGUCCUUGUUAGUGGGUCCAGGAUGGUCCUGGUAAGUUUAUCCAGGGUUGUCCAUGUUAGUGGGUCCAGGGUUGCCCUUAUUAGUAGGUCAAGGGUUGUCCUUAUAAGUGGAUCCAGGGUUGUCCUUGUUAGUGGGUCCAUGGUUGUCCUUAUUAGUGGGCCCAGUAUAGUCCUUACUAGUGAGCCAGGGUAGUCCUUAUUAGUGAGCCAGGGUUGUCCUUAUUAGUGAGCCAGGGUUGUCCUUAUUAGUGCGCCAGGGUAGUCCUUAUUAGUGAGCCAGGGUUGUCCUUAUUAGUGGGUCCAGGGUAGUCCUUAUUAGUGAGCCAGGGUAGUCCUUAUUAGUGAGCCAGGGUUGUCCUUAUUAGUGAGCCAGGGUUGUCCUUAUUAGUGAGCCAGGGUUGUCCUUAUUAGUGAGCCAGGGUUGUCCUUAUUAGUGAGCCAGUGUAGUCCUUAUUAGUGAGCCAGGGUAGUCCUUAUUAGUGAGCCAGGGUUGUCCUUAUUAGUGAGCCAGGUUUGUCCUUAUUAGUGAGCCAGGGUAGUCCUUAUUAGUGAGCCAGGGUUGUCCUUAUUAGUGAGCCAGGGUAGUCCUUAUUAGUGAGCCAGGGUAGUCCUUAUUAGUGAGCCAGGGUAGUCCUUAUUAGUGAGCCAGGGUUGUCCUUAUUAGUGAGCCAGGGCUGUCCUUAUUAGUGAGCCAGGGCUGUCAUUAUUAGUGCGCCAGGUUUGUCCUCAUUAGUGAGCCAGGGUUGUCCUUAUUAGUGAGCCAGGGUUGUCCUUAUUAGUGAGCCAGGGUUGUCCUUAAUAGUGAGCCAAGGUUUUCCUUAUUAGUGAGCCAAGGUUUUCCUUAUUAGUGGGCCAGGGUAGUCCUUAUUUGUGGGUCCAGGGUUGUCCUUAUUAGUGAGCCAGGGUUGUCCUUAUUAGUGAGCCAGGGUAAUCCUUAUUAGUGAGCCAGGGUUGUCCUUAUUAGUGAGCCAGUGUUGUCCUUAUUAGUGAGCCAGGGUUGUCCUUAUUAGUGGAUCCAGGGUUGUCCUUAUUAGUGGGUCCAGGGUUGUCCUUAUUAGUGGGUCCAGGGUUGUCCUUAUUAGUGGGUCCAGGGUUGUCCUUAUUAGUGAGCCAGGGUUGUCCUAAUUAGUUCGACAGGCUAGUCCUCAUUAGUGGGACAGGGUUGUCCUUAUUAGUGGGUCCAGAGUUGUCCUUAUUAGUGAGCCAGGGUUGUCCUUAUUAGUUUGACAGGCUAGUCCUCAUUAGUGGGACAGGGUUGUCCUUAUUAGUGGGUCCAGGGUUGUCCUAAUUAGUUGGACAGGCUAGUCCUCAUUAGUGGGACAGGGUUGUCCUUAUUAGUGGGUCUAGGGUUGUCCUUAUUAGUUAGACAGGCUAGUCCUCAUUAGUGGGACAGGGUUGUCCUUAUUAGUGGGUCCAGGGUUGUCCUUAUUAGUGGGUCCAGGGUUGUCCUCAUUAGUGGGACAGGGUUGUCCUAUUAGUGGGACAGGGUAGUCCUUUUUAGGGGGACAGGGUUGUCCUUAUUAGUGUGAUAGGGUAGUCCUUAUUAGUGGGUACAGGUUGUCCUUAUUAGUGGGUCAAGGGUUGUCCUUGUAAGUGGGUCCAGGGUUUUCCUUGUAAGUGGGUCCAGAGUUGUCCUUAUUAGUGAGCCAGGUUUGUCCUUGUUAGUGGGUCCAGGGUUGUCCUUAUUAGUUGGUCCAGCGUUUUCUUUAUAGUUGGCCAGGGUUGUCGCUACCAAUGAGUCCAGGGUUGUCCCCAUCUUUAUAUUCAGAGUUAUCCCAAACUGUGGAUUCAGGGUUGUUCCUAUCUCUGGGUCAAGGAUUGUCCCCAACAAAUUAUUCAGGGUUGUCCCCCAACUGUGAGUCCAGGGUUGUCACCUUUUUUUGGGUCCAGUUUGUCCCUAUCAAUGGGCACAGGGUUUUCAACCUCUGUGGACCCAGGGUUGUCCCAAAAUAAUCUGACUAAAGAAAUUAUUGAAUAACGAUGUUUGUCUAAAGGAAACCAAUUGAUGCUGGUCUGGUGGGGCUGUGCAGCGUCCUCCAAACCAUCGGGUAAAAUUAAGAUUGCAUUUCUUUCAGGUGUGGAAAUCUUCUAUCAAAUGUACAGCCCAACUCUACAUUCUAUUGAGGUCAUCAGACUGGAGAAACGUUUGGAUGACAGACUGUACUACCUGCGUAACUGCCCACUGGAGCACAGCACAUUCAGUUUUGACAUGGAGCCCAUUGCUCUGCCCCGUGGUGCUCAAGUCCCAGUCAACACCCUCAAGGUGAGAGCUAAGGUCCCAGUCAACACCCUUAAGGUGAGAGCUAAGGUCCCAGUCAACACCCUUAAGGUGAGAGCUAAGAUCCCAAUUAACAUCCUUAAGGUGAGAGCUAAGAUCUCAGUUAACACCCUUAAGGUGAGAGCUAAGGUCCCAGUCAACACCCUUAUGGUGAGAGCUAAGAUCCCAGUCAACACCCUUAAGGUGAGAGCUUAACAUUAAACAAAGGUGAGAGCUAAAGUCCUUGCAGUUAGCCAUUUACUUUACAUAAGCCUGACGUGUAAUAAAUGUGAAUUUGAAUAGUAUAUCGAAUCUUCAAUGAGGUCAUCUUCCUUUUAAUUGUGUGUGUACUUGACUGAAUGGCAAUCAGUUCCUGUGUUGGAUUGAGAUGACAAUUUGUUCCUGUACUUAAAUGAGAUGACAAUCAGUUCCUGUACUAGACUGAGAAGGCAAUCAGUUCCUAUACUUGACUGAGAUGACAAUCAGUUCCUGUACUAGACUGAGAAGGCAAUCAGUUCCUAUACUUGACUGAGAUGACAAUCAGUUCCUAUACUUGACUGAGAAGGCAAUCAGUUCCUAUACUUGACUGAGAUGACAAUCAGUUCCUAUACUUGACUGAGAAGGCAAUCAGUUCCUAUACUUGAGUGAGAUGACAAUCAGUUCCUAUACUUGACUGAGAAGGCAAUCAGUUCCUAUACUUGACUGAGAUGACAAUCAGUUCCUGUACUAGACUGAGAAGGCAAUCAGUUCCUAUACUUGACUGAGAUGACAAUCAGUUCCUGUACUAGACUGAGAAGGCAAUCAGUUCCUAUACUUGACUGAGAUGACAAUCAGUUCCUAUACUUGACUGAGAUGACAAUCAGUUCCUGUACUUGACUCAGAGGACAAUCAGUUCCUAUACUUGACUCAGAGGACAAUCAGUUCCUGUGCUAGACUGAGAUUGCAAUCAAUUCCUGUACUUGACUGAAAUACUAUUUGUUCUUAUCAGACAACCAAAACAACACUGUAUUUUUUCAGUUGAAGCUUAACCCAAAGCCCUGGGAUGAGAGAUGGGAAAGACAGGAUCUUAAAGGAAUUGAACCCAUUGAGCUUACACCAAAAAUGAUUAAGGGAAUUCAGAAGGUACAUAAUGCUGUAGAAUUUCCAGGGUGAAAGAAAUCUCACUUAAGAAAAGUUAUAAACAGAUGUGUCCUUAUGUGUCUGUAUAGUUGAUUCCCUUUGCUUUGUGGUAUAAAUGUGUCCCUAUGUGUUUGUAUAUAUAUAUGUCCCUAUGUGUUUUGUUUUAUAGAUGUAUUUCUGUGUUUGUUUUUAUAGAUGUGUCCCUGUGUGUUUCUAAUGAUAAGCCCAAAUGUCAAGACUUGUGUAUAUAACUGUCAAGACUUUUUUAUAUCACUGUCAAGACUUGUGUAUAUCACUGUCAAGACUUAUGUAUAUCACUAUCAAGACAUGUAUAUAUCACUGUCAAGACCUGUAUAUAUCACUUUCAAGACUUGUGUAUAUCACUCUCAAGACAUAUUUAUAUCACAAUCAAGACUUUUAUAUAUCACUGUAAAGACAUGUGUAUAUCAAUGUAAAGACUUGUGUGUAUCACUGUCAAAACGUGUAUAUCACUGUCAAGACUUGUGUAAUCACACCAAUAUUUUCCACCAAUGUUAAAUUCCCUUGUGAUAUGUUGCAGAGCGCCACUCCUUGGAAGAAGCACGACCUCAUGUUACACUAUCGCAGCAAGGUCAACGAGGAGGAGGAGGAGACCAUCAUGGCUGAAGUAUACAAAGAGAAUCAGCUUCUUGAAUCAAUGAGGAAAACUUCUAAAGCAACUCUGAAAAAAAAGAAAUAAAAGUUGUGCAGUCAGUAAAUGGGGAGCUGUUUUUGUAACUCAGUUUAUGUAGGAAGGAUUUGUGAGAGUGGACAUUUGAUUGGCUGCAUGUUACUGGGGUAGAGAGAGUCAUGCUCUUAUGUAGGAAGGAUUUGUGAGAGUGGACAUUUGAUUGGCUGCAUGUUACUGGGAUAGAGAGAGUCAUGCUGUUAUGUAGGAAGGAUUUGUGAGAGUGGACAUUUGAUUGGCUGCAUGUUACUGGGGUAGAGAGAGUCAUGCUCUUAUGUAGGAAGGAUUUGUGAGAGUGGACAUUUGAUUGGCUGCAUGUUACUGGGGUAGAGAGUCAUGCUCUUAUGUAGGAAGGAUUUGUGAGAGUGGACAUUUGAUUGGCUGCAAAUUACUGGGGUAGAGAGAGGCAUGCUCUUAUGUAGGAAGGAUUUGUGAGAGUGGACAUUUGAUUGGCUGCAUGUUACUGGGAUAGAGAGACUUGGUCUUAUGUAGCAUGGACUAGUGAGAGUGGACAUUUGAUUGGCUGCAUGUUACUGGGAUAGAGUCUUGGUCUAAUGUAGCAUGGACUUUUGAGAGUAGAUAUUUGAUUGGCUGCAUGUUACUGGGGUAGAGAGAGUCAUGCUGUUAUGUAGGAAGGAUUUGUAAGAGUGGACAUUUGAUUGGCUGCAUGUUACUGGGAUAGAGAGAGUCAUGCUCUUAUGUAGGAAGGAUUUGUGAGUGUGGACAUUUGAUUGGCUGCAUGUUAUGAUGUCCGACAUCCAAAAGGCUAUAAUGUACAACAUCCCAACAAAAAUGAUAUGCAGC